GACACAAUUUCUUAGUCCUCGCAGAAUUAUACGACUCAAAGAAAAAUGAUAUUGCAAAAGAUACGGAGGAAUUAAAAAACAUUAUUUAUCCUACAUACAAAGAAAUCACAAACGAUCUAGAAACACAGAUUACUAACUUGGAUGGAAAAUAUGACAAACUUACAACAGCCGUGACAGAACAUGGAAAACAAUGGCACAGAGAAAUUGACAAUGUCAUCAACGCCAUGAAAAAAGAAAUUGAUGAUUUUAAAGUAAAACACCAUGAAAUGUUGAAGAAAUAUGCAGAGGAAUUCAAACAAUUACAAUGUCUUAUUGAACAAACUCUGUUCAACUUGAAAAAGAUCGAAGAAUCAAAUGAAGUGUCUAUGACCAUGGAAUACAGCUCCAGAAACAAAGAAUUCAGCAAACUUCCUCCCACAGUUAAUGUAUCACUGUCCAUUUUUAAUGCUAAACCAAUAGAUAGAGAAAAGCUCUACAAGUUGUUUGGAUCUCUUACACCAUUAUCUAUUACAUCAGAAGAAAAUGACUACAAACUAAAGAAACAAGAAAUAACAACCAGAGAACUGCUAGAAGAACCAGAACUUAUCACUUCUAUAGAAACUGGGUAUGAAAAACUCCGCAAUGUUACCUGUCUCAAUGAAGAAGAAAUCUGGACAAGUGGAAUAGUCAGUGAUAUGAAAUGCUUUAACAUUCAAGGCUCACAUAUCAAGACAAUAACAAAAGAAUCAAGGACAUUUCCCAAUGAUAUAGCCGUGACAGGUGAUGGAGAUCUAGUAUACGCUGAUGGGAGGAAAGGGACUAUUAAUAAGGUUAAGAAUGGAAAGACAAAGAAAAUAAUCAGGCUACAGGGCUGGACACCUGGUUAUCUCUGUGUCACCUCCUCUGGGGAUCUCUUGGUUAGCAUGUUCAGUAAUGAUAAAACACAAUCAAAGGUUGUCCGUUACUCGGGCUCCACAGAGAAACAAACAAUCCAGUUUGAUGAGGAGGGUAAACCUCUGUAUUCAGGAAAUGACACAAUUAAGUACAUCAGUGAAAACAGAAACCUGGAUAUCUGUGUGGCUGACAGUGCAGCUGGUGCUGUUGUAGUUGUCAACCAAGCUGGAAAACUCCCAUUUAGAUACACUGGUCAUCCUCCUACCGUAAAGAAGAAACCAUUUAAACCUUAUGGCAUCACAACAGACAGUCUGUGUCAGAUCCUGACAGCAGACGGUGAUAACCACUGUAUUCACAUCCUAGACCAGGACGGAGUGUUCCUCCGUUAUAUAGAUAACUGUGAUCUGAAGGAUCCAUGGGGAUUAUGUGUGAAUAAAAAUUAUUUGUUUGUUGCUGAAUGGGGAGGAAAGGUUAAGAAAAUUAACUACCUUAAAUAUUUUGCAGAAGCUAUGGAUCCCCACCUCAGUGCCCAGGAUGUGAUGAGAUGUGACCUUUGUGAGACAGCUAUAGUACAGAUGUACUGUGAUUUCUGUCAUGUCAAUCUCUGUAAGCCCUGUAUUGGAUAUCAUAUUGCUGAUGAAUAUGACAAACAUAAAAUUGUCCCAUUCCAACAAAGAAAAUCAACCUUGAUCUAUCCAAAGUGUGCAACACAUCCAUCCAAAUUAUGUGAUCUACAGUGCAAGUAAUGUAACUACCCUGUUUGCUCCUUAUGCUCUGCAUCAGAACAACAUAAAGGACACAAUUUCUUAGUCCUAGCAGAAGUAUACGACUCCAAGAAAAAAGAUAUUGCAAAAGAUAAAGAGGAAUUACAAAACAUUAUUUAUCCUACAUACAAAGAUAUCACAAAAGAUCUAGAAACACAGAUGACUAACUUGGAUGGAGAAUAUGAGAAACUUACAACAGCCGUGACAGAACAUGGAAAACAAUGGCACAGAGAAAUUGACAAUGUCCUCAAUGCCAUGAAGAAGGAAAUUAAUGAUUUUAAAAUAAAACACUUUGACAUUUUGAAGAAACAUGCAGAAGAAAUAAAACAAAUACAGACUCUCAUUGAACAAACUCUGCUCAACCUAAAAGAAAUAGAAGAAUCAAAUGAAGUGGCCAUGUGCAUGCAAUGCAGCUCCAGAAACAAAGAAUUCAGCAAACUUCCUCUCAAAGUGAACGUAUCACUGCCCAUUUUAAAUGCUAAACCAUUAGAUAGAGAACAUAUGUACAUGUUCUUUGGAUCUCUUGUACCAUUAUCUACCACAACAAAUGAAAACGGCUACAAACUGAAGAAACCAGAAACAUCAACCAGAAAACUGCUGGAAGAACCAGAACUUAUCACUACUAUAGAUACUGGGUAUAAAAAUCUCCGCAAUGUUACCUGCGUCAGUGAAGAAGAAAUCUGGACAAGUGGAAAAGUCAGUGAUAUGAAAUGCUUUAACAUUCAAGGCUCACAUAUCAAGAAAAUAACAAAAAAGUCAGGAACAUUUCCAAAUGAUAUAGUAGUGACAGCGGAUGGAGAUCUAGUAUACUCUGAUGGGAAGCAAAUGACGGUUAAUAAAGUUAUGAAUGGACAGCCAAAGGAAAUGAUCACACUACAGGACUGGAUACCUGGCAAUCUUUGUGUCAAUUCCUCUGGGGACCUCCUGGUUACCAUGCGCAGUAUAGAUGCAACACAAUCCAAGGUUGUCUGUUACUCAGGCUCCACAGAGAAACAAACAAUCCAGUUUGAUGAAGAGGGUAAACCUCUGUAUUCAGCAAAUAUGACCAUUAAGUACAUCAGUGAGAACAGAAACCUGGAUAUUUGUGUUGCUGACUAUGGAGCUGGUGCUGUUGUAGUUGUGAACAAAGCUGGAAAACUCCGACUUAGAUACACUGGUCAUCUUCCUAUGAAAAAGAUUCCAUUUAAACCCUGUGGUAUCACAACAGACAGUCAGAGUCAGAUCCUGACAGCAGACCGUGAUAACAACUGUAUCCACAUCCUAGACCAGGACGGACAGUUCCUUCGUUUUUUAGAUAACUGUGAUCUAAAGGCUCCGAUUGGUUUAUGUGUAAAUAAAAAUUAUUUGUUUGUUGCUGAAAUGGGAGGAAAGGUUAAGAAAAUUAAUUACCUUACACAUGUUAAAUAGAGAUACAUGUACAAGUAUAUGUAAUUAUGUAUAUGCUUGUGAAAAAGGUGAUUAUCACAAGUCGCGUCUAUUUUGAUUGGUUUACAAAUGAAUUUGAAAUAUUUCUUUGUAAACAAAAAUCACAUUUAUUCUUCAA
Molecule: messenger RNA, 3180 nt
Organism: Saccostrea cuccullata (small rock oyster)
Lineage: Eukaryota; Metazoa; Mollusca; Bivalvia; Ostreida; Ostreidae
Exons: 3
Biological process (GO): proteasome-mediated ubiquitin-dependent protein catabolic process; protein polyubiquitination
Molecular function (GO): zinc ion binding; ubiquitin protein ligase activity; protein binding
Source: RefSeq, a predicted model, not a curated record